Molecule: messenger RNA, 600 nt
Organism: Ixodes scapularis (black-legged tick)
Lineage: Eukaryota; Metazoa; Arthropoda; Arachnida; Ixodida; Ixodidae
Product: P2X purinoceptor 7-like
Exons: 3
Coding region: 127-525 (132 amino acids)
Source: RefSeq, a predicted model, not a curated record
GGGGUGAGCUCAGGCCAUGGGCUGUUCGCCGCCGAUCUCGGCGAGCUAGUUUUUGUUCGCUCAGCGUCCACUACUACCGGCAGGGGUCAACGGGCGGCGUGGAGCACGAGCAAUGUGGUUAAAAACAUGGCUCCGAUUUCCGACGCGCUCCAGGUGCAGCUACAACAACUGUGGUAUUCUCGAGAAUGGCACAGAGGGGGGUGCAUUUGCUGUCGUAAGAUGGGCACAGCGCUGACCCGGGUUCAGCCAGCUGGGUGCAUCACGGAGCACCCGGAGUUCAGCAUGCUGUGCCUCAACAUCCCUGUUCUCCGUCUGCUUUACUUCGAGCUGAGGGGGCUGGGGUAUCCUAUGCACGACGAUAUUCACAGACGCUUUCGCUACACUGCUUACCGAGUCUUCGUCCGCUGGUUAUGGAGACGACUUGGAAAAGGGAAUCGGAUGAUUCUGCUGGCAUGUGUAGUCUGCAGAAUAAGGGAGGAUUUCCCUCCUGAAACCACUACUGGUUUACUGUAUCUCCGCUACUAACUCGUAACUAUCAGAACAAUCGUAAAUAAGCUUUGUAUGAAUGCAUACAUUUAUUAGCUGAACAAACAUUGAAAA